This is a messenger RNA of Choloepus didactylus (southern two-toed sloth), 1685 nucleotides long. It is a transcript of the gene ELAVL3, whose product is annotated as ELAV like RNA binding protein 3. NCBI's taxonomy places the organism in Eukaryota, Metazoa, Chordata, Mammalia, Pilosa, Megalonychidae. Gene Ontology annotation, molecular function: RNA binding. The record is from RefSeq and is a predicted model, not a curated record. Bases 382 to 1485 code for a protein of 367 amino acids. The transcript has 7 exons. Gene Ontology annotation, cellular component: ribonucleoprotein complex.
GCACCGAGCACCGGGGACCUGACGGGGCCGGCCGAGGGGCGGCGGCGGCGACUGGACAGCGCCGCGAUCUCCGUCGGGAAGCGCAACCUUCCCGGGCCCCGCGGGGCCGCGCCGGGGACAUCCUCAACCCCGCGCCCGCUCGGUCAUUCCAUCCCCUGCCGCCCGCCGGCCACCCCGGGGCCCGGUCGUCCGCGCGCGCGCCUCCGGGCUCGGGCCCGUCCCCUACCCUCGAGGGAGCCACCGCCUUCACCGCCGCCUUUGCAGCGGCCGCGCCAGAGGCCGCCCGGGCGGGGCCCCGGCGUAAGCAUCGGGCGCCCCCCCAGGAGUGCGCGACCCCCGGAGCCGACCUCAACACGGACCGCGCCCGCCGGGCACACAAGAAUGGUCACUCAGAUACUCGGGGCUAUGGAGUCUCAAGUGGCGGGGGGCCCGGCCGGCCCGGCCCUGCCCAAUGGGCCACUCCUGGGUACAAAUGGAGCCACUGACGACAGCAAGACCAACCUCAUCGUCAACUACCUGCCGCAGAACAUGACCCAGGACGAAUUCAAGAGUCUCUUCGGCAGCAUCGGCGACAUCGAGUCCUGCAAGCUGGUGCGGGACAAGAUCACAGGGCAGAGCCUGGGCUACGGGUUUGUGAACUACUCGGACCCCAACGACGCAGACAAAGCCAUCGGCACCCUCAACGGCCUCAAGCUGCAAACUAAGACCAUCAAGGUGUCCUAUGCCAGGCCCAGCUCGGCCUCCAUCCGCGACGCCAACCUGUACGUCAGCGGGCUCCCCAAGACCAUGAGCCAGAAGGAGAUGGAGCAGCUCUUCUCCCAGUACGGACGGAUCAUCACGUCCCGUAUCCUGGUGGACCAAGUGACAGGUGUGUCCCGGGGUGUGGGGUUCAUCCGCUUCGACAAGAGGAUCGAGGCCGAGGAGGCCAUCAAAGGACUGAACGGGCAGAAGCCCCUGGGCGCGGCCGAGCCCAUCACGGUCAAGUUCGCCAACAACCCCAGUCAGAAGACGGGGCAGGCCCUGCUCACCCACCUCUACCAGUCGUCCGCCCGGCGCUACGCGGGGCCCUUGCACCACCAGACCCAGCGCUUCCGGCUGGACAACCUGCUCAACAUGGCCUACGGCGUUAAGAGUCCCCUGUCGCUCAUCGCCAGGUUCUCCCCCAUCGCCAUCGACGGCAUGAGCGGCCUGGCGGGCGUGGGCCUGGCGGGGGGCGCGGCGGGCGCCGGCUGGUGCAUCUUCGUGUACAACCUGUCCCCCGAGGCCGACGAGAGCGUGCUGUGGCAGCUGUUCGGGCCCUUCGGGGCGGUCACCAACGUCAAGGUCAUCCGCGACUUCACCACCAACAAGUGCAAGGGCUUCGGCUUCGUCACCAUGACCAACUACGACGAGGCGGCCAUGGCCAUCGCCAGCCUCAACGGCUACCGCCUGGGCGAGCGCGUCCUGCAGGUGUCCUUCAAAACCAGCAAACAGCACAAGGCCUGAGCCGCCCGUCCCCACCCUCCCGGGCAGCAGAGAGAGGGAGAGAGGGGGCCCGGGACAGCGCAGGCAGAUCUACCCGCAGACGGACCCGCACGGUGAGCUUGUGGGCUUGGGACGGUCUGCAGGGAACGGGGGUGCCUGGGGGACCCCCCGCCCCGUCCUCCCGCACCCCCCCACCCACCCCAGCCGGGCCCUUCACUCUC